UAAUCAAAUUCAAAUUCUCUCCCCCACUAGUGAUCCGUUCGUCGGAAAAUCGAAACCUUUAUAUAGGCCAGAGAAUAAAGUUAAGACCUAAGAAAGAGACUCCCAUUCGCUCCAGAAACAGACAGCCAUCUCUCUUGAGUCUUGUCUCUCUCUCGGCGCGCGUCUAUACGAAUUCAGAUGCAUCUCCUCGUCUGCAUUGCAUAGACCCACUCUUCUCUUCCUUCCCCUUUCUCUCUUUUCUCCAUUUUCAUGGGACCUCGCAAAACCUAACCCUAGUUUCUGUGAGCACUCAUGAUACCAGAAAGCACAGACAAAGAUUACCAACAGAUUUUCAAUUCUGAAAGCUAUGGUGAGAGAAGAGCAGCGACAACCAGAUGUGGUAACUCGCCGGGGUCUGGUGGUUGGGAAUUACUGCCACGAUAUUCUUAUCCGAGAUGGGCUUGUCGUCGGCGAGAGCCUCGGAGGUGCGGCCUCCUUCAUUUCUAAUGUCCUCGACGGCCUCUUGAUCCCCUGCGACUACGUGUGCAAGGUCGGCUCUGACUUCGCUUACUCGGUGACCCACCCUCCUAUGACGUCUCCCUCGUCGAUGACCACCCUCUUCCAUGCUCAUUUCUUUUCCAACAGGGACGAGAGUCGACAUCAAGAUCGUGUCCUCAGACGAAUUCAUGCCUGUGGUCCAAUUUCACCGUCUGAUCUCCCUGAAUCGCAAUUUGAUUUUGGUCUGGCUGUAGGUGUUGCAGGAGAGAUUUUGCCGGAGACACUGGAACGCAUGCUUGAUAUCUGUCGUACCGUGUUUGUUGACAUCCAGGCUCUUAUUCGCGUGUUUGACCCGGCUGAUGGAACCGUAAAGCUUGUUGGACUGAAAGAGAGCGGCUUUUUUCAUCUUCUCCCGCGCAUUGGAUUUCUUAAGGCUUCGGCUGAAGAAGCUCCUUAUGUAGAUAUUGAAGAGGCUAGGAAAUGGUGCAGCGUGGUUGUCACGGAAGGAAAGGAUGGUUGUAGGAUUUACUCGAAGGAUGAGAAAAUGCAAAUCUUGCCAUUUCCGGCCGUCCAGAUUGAUCCAACGGGCGCUGGGGAUAGUUUCUUGGGCGGGCUUGUUGUGGGACUUGUUCGUGGUUUGUCUGUGCCUGACGCAGCACUCUUGGGUAAUUUCUUCGGUUCGCUGACUGUUGGCCAGAUUGGGCUUCCGAAAUUUGACUCAAGGUUGUUGCAGAUGGUGCUGAUCACUGCUGCAGGAAUAGCCAACCACGCAAUUUUUGCUAACUUGGAGAGGCCUUGAAGCUCCCAAUUUCUUAAGAGAUCCAUCACUUUACUUGGCAUGACCCAGUAAAGUCCCACGGAAGCAAGAAAAUGAUCCCACAAAGCUGUUGAGACCGGACAAUGGAUAAAGAGAUGGCUGUUGUCCUCUUCAUUUCUGCAAGCAGAUCCAUCACUUGAUCCACUUCCCAAUCUUGAAAAGCCCUUCUGAAAACAGGAUUCCAAGAAACCACAUUUUCUCUCAGCUCAUAGCAGUUAGCAAUCAAUGCCUCUCGAUUCUCUGCAAUCUGGAACAGCUGUGGGAACAGUUCCUCUAAAGAUCUGAUGUUACACCAUUUAUCUUUCCAAAAUUUCGGGCGAUGACCAGACCCCAGUUUAAAGGAAAGUCCACUAUUUAGCAUAGGAAAGGAUUCCUUAAUUUUCUUCCACAGAGAACAUCCCAGAGAUGGGAAGUUACAAAUGGUUAGCUAGUCCCCACUGUCAGUUUCAUAUUUAGCUGCUAAAACCGAAAUCCAAUAUCUGAAAAGCAGAAAAGCUCUUUUUACGGAUCUGAUAUCUGAAAACAGCAAAUCUGCCUUUCUGCUUUUUAGAGCCUCUAUAAUAUUAAAAAAAGAGAGCAUCUUAGUCAUCAUAAUCCAUCUGAAACAUGUUUAAACAAGAUUCUCACAUGAGCUACCUGUUACCAAUCAGACAUAUUAUCACUUUUCAGAGGUGUAGAUGCUGAUUUAGGUGGCAUUUGAUAAAACUGAAGUCCAAUAUCUGAAAAGCAGAAAAGCUCUUUUUACGGAUCUGAUAUAUGAAAACAGAAAAUCUGCCUUUCUGCUUUUUAGAGCCUCUAUACUUUUAAAAAAUAGAGCAUUUUAGUCAUCAUAAUUCCUCUGAAAAGUGAUAAUAGGUCUGAUUUGGUAACAGGUAGCCCAUGUGAGGAAUGUGUUUAAAUGUGUUUCAGAGGGAUUAUGAUUACUAAAAUGCUCUAUUUUAACAGGUAGCUCAAUUUUAUCAUGUGAGCUUCUGGAAAGCAAGUUUUUCUGAUGUAACAAGGGGAUUUAUAGUUAGUUAAGAACACUUCUUUGGCCAACAAACUGGAAACUUCAUUGGAACAUCGAACAUAUGCUUAUAGUAAGUAUCAUAGUCUACCCAUUAAUCCUAAUAUUAUCUACAAUAUUUGCCAGAUGUUGUAGGCCCUUGAAACUUCCAAACCUCAAAUAGUGGCAUAUAGGGAUGGCAAUUUUCCCCAUCCCCGACAGGGACCCGACUUCCUCGACCCGA
This is a messenger RNA of Nelumbo nucifera (sacred lotus), 2523 nucleotides long. NCBI's taxonomy places the organism in Eukaryota, Viridiplantae, Streptophyta, Magnoliopsida, Proteales, Nelumbonaceae. The record is from RefSeq and is a predicted model, not a curated record.